Emiliania huxleyi CCMP1516 is the source of this 2619-nucleotide messenger RNA. RefSeq lists its product as hypothetical. Lineage: Eukaryota; Haptophyta; Isochrysidales; Noelaerhabdaceae. Bases 1 to 2619 code for a protein of 872 amino acids. The transcript has a single exon. The record is from RefSeq and is a predicted model, not a curated record.
AUGGCGCGGAUUGUCGCUGUUUUUCUCGCUCUCGGGCUCGUUGAGGGCAACGAUUGGCCCAACAUCGCGGGCUACACCCCCGGCUCGGACGUGACCAAGCACGCCAACCUCGACCUCGACCAGCGGGCGCGGGCCUCGAUUUCACCACACCACGCACCUGCCACGGCCUGUAUAUGUCAGCGUCACCGAGCCCGAGCCUCCUCCCCCUCCUCGCACCAGGCGCUGGUGCAGGCGCUCAAGGGCGGCACUCCGAACUGGGAACUGGCGAACCACUCCUACGCCUUCGGCAAUUUUUCGCUGUCGGGCAAGGCCCCCAACGGGCUCCGCACCAUGAAGGGCUUCUCCACCGGCGCCGAGGGCAAGAUGUACAACGGCUGCGACGGCUGCCCGUACAAGACCUUCUCGGUCUUCUACGACUACUACGAGGACUUUGACUAUGCGGACAAGUGGGUGAGCGCCGCCCUCGACGGCACCAACAUGACCUUCAGCAGCGGGCGGCACGGCCCGAACGACUUCGCCACGCUCGGCGACGCCGCGCGGAUCGAGGCGGUCAAGAAGGGGACGGCGUACAUGAACGUGUGGAUGUACGUGAUCCGCGAGUUUGAGGACGCGAUCGACGACUGCGAGACCUGCGUGAACGGUCUGAACUGCAACGAGUUCUCGGACUCCCUCUCUACGGACAGCCCUCAGUACAAUGCGGUGCACGCGUGGGACGAGGGCGUCGCCUUCUACGCCGGCUCGCUCGAGGGCCCGAACGUGGGCGGCAGCUCGGCCGGCGAGAUGGUUUACCGGCUCGCGGAGAAGCGGUGCGCCAACUUUGGCACCUGCGAGUCGGGGGAGACGGGGCUGUCGAACGUCAACAAAAAGUUGCUCGCGGACUUCAUCGCGGGCGAGGCGCUCCUCAUGAAGGGCCUCUGCCACGCCGUGCGCCCCAUCGUCGACAGGAUCAUCAAGCAGAUGACGGUGCCGCUCGUGCAGGGCUCGCUCCGCUACGCGUACAAGGUCGGCAUGGCGCCGGAAGCCACCGAUCGGUCGCAGAAGAACGCGGCGGAGGGCGCCGUCUUCACGGCGGCCGUGCUGCCCCUCGUCCACGAGUGCAACGUCGCCGCCGCCAAGACCAUCAGCGACGAGAUGAAGUUCGGCCUGUACGACCAGGGCGUCUUCCCCGACUUUGCGGCGGUCAAGGCCGCCUUCGAGAGCACCUACGACUGCCUCGGCAUCACGUGCGCCGACGUGGGCGGCCUCUCGGAUACCGGCGUGGCGGCGCCCUGCAGCGAAACGAGCCCUUGGCCCGACAUCGCGGGCUACACCCCCGGCUCGGACGUGACCAAGCACGCCAACCUCGACCUCGACCAGCAGGCACUGGUGCAGGCGCUCAAGGGCGGAACUCCGAACUGGGAGCUGGCCGAGGACUGGUACGCCGUCGGCGGGUACUCGCUGUCGGGCAAGGCCCCCAACGGGUUCCGCACCAUGAAGGGCUUCUCCACCGGCGCCGAGGGCAAGAUGUACAACGGCAACAACUGCGCCGGCUGCCCGUACAAGACCUUCUCGGUCUUCUACGACUACUACGAGGACUUUGACUAUGCGGACAAGUGGGUGAGCGCCGCCCUCGACGGCACCAACAUGACCUUCAGCAGCGGGCGGCACGGCCCGAACGACUUCGCCACGCUCGGCGACGCCGCGCGGAUCGAGGCGGUCAAGAAGGGGACGGCGUACAUGAACGUGUGGAUGUACGUGAUCCGCGAGUUUGAGGACGCGAUCGACGACUGCGAGACCUGCGUGAACGGUCUGAACUGCAACGAGUUCUCGGACUCGGACAGCGGUCUGUACAAUGCGGUGCACGCGUGGGACGAGGGCGUCGCCUUCUACGCCGGCUCGCUCGAGGGCCCGAACGUGGGCGGCAGCUCGGCCGGCGAGAUGGUUUACCGGCUCGCGGAGAAGCGGUGCGCCAACUUUGGCACCUGCGAGUCGGGGGAGACGGGGCUGUCGAACGUCAACAAAAAGUUGCUCGCGGACUUCAUCGUGGGCGAGGCGCUCCUCAAGAAGGGCCUCUGCCACGCCGUGCGCCCCAUCGUCGACAGGAUCAUCAAGCAGAUGACGGUGCCGCUCGUGCAGGGCUCGCUCCGCUACGCGUACAAGGUCGGCAUGGCGCCGGAAGCCACCGAUCGGUCGCAGAAGAACGCGGCGGAGGGCGCCGUCUUCACGGCGGCCGUGCUGCCCCUCGUCCACGAGUGCAACGUCGCCGCCGCCAAGACCAUCAGCGACGAGAUGAAGUUCGGCCUGUACGACCAGGGCGUCUUCCCCGACUUUGCGGCGGUCAAGGCCGCCUUCGAGAGCACCUACGACUGCCUCGGCAUCACGUGCGCCGACGUGGGCGGCCUCUCGGAUACCGGCGUGGCGACGGCCUGCCAGGAUGCCGUUCCCGACGGAGACGACGACGACGACGGCGGCAACACCGGCGCCAUCAUCGGGGCUGUCAUCGGCGGGGUCGCACUUGGCGUGCUCAUUGGCGCCGUCAUCUUCCUUCGCUGCCGCAAGGCCAGGCUCGCCAGUCCGGUCCCGGUCGACAUGAUGGCGCCGAAGGAGGGCAGCUCCGAGCUGGGCUGCGAGCAAGCCUGA